This is a messenger RNA of Camelina sativa (false flax), 688 nucleotides long. RefSeq lists its product as uncharacterized. The record is from RefSeq and is a predicted model, not a curated record. Lineage: Eukaryota; Viridiplantae; Streptophyta; Magnoliopsida; Brassicales; Brassicaceae.
UAAUUACACUAUAAACUGCAAAACUCUUCUUGCGUCUCCUCUUCUUUCUUUCUUUUUUUCCUUUGACACAAAACAAAACAUCGGGAGCAAAGUCCGAGAUACAUCGAGAGAUGAGAGAGAUCUCGAUUUCGACGAUUUCUCUUCCAUCGUGGCAUCUUCUUAUCUUAGCUUCGAUUUCUCUCCACUUCGUUUUAGGUAUAUCUGGUGAUUCGAAGAGUUCGAGUACUGGAGCAAAAGCUGAAUCUCAUACUUCUUCUAGCACAAAAGUGAUACUCAUACUGCUCGGGUUUGGUGCUGUAACGGGAUUCACGUUUUUCCUGUACAAACUGUGGCAGAAGAAGAAAAGAGACGAGCAGUAUGCUCGGCUGCUGAAGCUGUUCGAGGAGGACGAUGAGCUCGAGGUUGAAUUAGGACUCCGUGAUUAAAAGUAAAAACCAAUAUCUGGAACAGUGUCUGAGGUGUGUAUCAGAUCGAACAUGGGGUUUAUAAAUUUAUACAUUCAGGGCAUUAGAAAAUUGAAGUAUAUGUAUAGGAAAUAUAUACUUGGAAUGGUGUUACUUUUUACUGAUCAUUGUUAUUCUCUGGGUGAUCUUAGCUGUUGGAGUCUCUGGAGAUUUUGUUCCUCUUUAGUGUUAGGUCAAUUCUUGUAAAACAAUUAUAUUACUCAAUUUUUCUAUGUUCUUUGAUU